This is a messenger RNA of Rattus rattus (black rat), 375 nucleotides long. Its product is annotated as 40S ribosomal protein S19-like. Gene Ontology annotation, cellular component: ribosome; cytosolic small ribosomal subunit. Gene Ontology annotation, molecular function: structural constituent of ribosome; RNA binding. Bases 1 to 375 code for a protein of 124 amino acids. Gene Ontology annotation, biological process: ribosomal small subunit assembly; translation. The record is from RefSeq and is a predicted model, not a curated record. The transcript is spliced from 2 exons. NCBI's taxonomy places the organism in Eukaryota, Metazoa, Chordata, Mammalia, Rodentia, Muridae.
AUGACGCUCUCCGGCACUUGUUCAGGACUUGAAGUCCUAGAUUCAAUCCCAGCCAAGCCCCUGGCCAAACAUAAAAACUUUGACCUGUUAGAUGAGAACUGGUUCUACACAGGAGCUGCUUCCACAGCACGGCGCCUGUAUCUCCAUGGUGGUGCGGGGAUUGGUUCUCUGACCAAGAUCUACGGAGGACUGCAGAGAAAUGGUGUCAAGCCCAGCCACUUCAGCAGGGCUGUAGAGUGUGGCUGCUGGGUCCUCAAGCCCUUGGAGGGCACAAAAAUGGAAAAGGACAAGAUGAGGCACUGCUGGCUGACACCGCAAGAACAGAAUAUGGGACAGAUUGCCAGACUACGUGGCAGCUGCCAACAAAAGCAUUAG